This is a messenger RNA of Diplodia corticola, 3144 nucleotides long. RefSeq names its product cytoskeleton assembly control protein. Gene Ontology annotation, cellular component: actin cortical patch; clathrin-coated vesicle. Gene Ontology annotation, molecular function: clathrin light chain binding; actin filament binding; phosphatidylinositol-3,4-bisphosphate binding. The record is from RefSeq and is a predicted model, not a curated record. NCBI's taxonomy places the organism in Eukaryota, Fungi, Ascomycota, Dothideomycetes, Botryosphaeriales, Botryosphaeriaceae. The coding region runs from base 1 to 3144 and encodes 1047 amino acids. The transcript is spliced from 7 exons. Gene Ontology annotation, biological process: actin filament organization; clathrin coat assembly; endocytosis.
AUGUACGGCUCACGCAAUGUCGACAUGGGCAAGCAGGAGUCGGAGCUUGCCAUCAACAUCCGCAAAGCUACCAGUAUAGACGAGACUGCGCCGAAGCGAAAGCACGUCCGCGCCGCCAUUGUCUACACAUGGGACCACAAGAACUCCGACUCGUUUUGGGCAGGCAUGAAAGUGCAACCCAUCCUGGCCGACGAGGUUCAGACGUUCAAGGCCCUCAUUACCAUACACAAGGUGCUCCAGGAGGGCCACCCCGUAGUACUCAAGCAGGCACAGACGCACAUUGGCUUCCUCGAGAGCCUUCAACGUGGCGUUUCCGGCGGCGAGGGCAUCAGAGGAUACGCCCCGCUGAUUUCCGAAUAUGUCUACUACCUCAUGGCCAAGCUGGCCUUCCACAGGCAGCACCCUGAGUUCAACGGCACCUUUGAGUAUGAGGAGUACAUCAGCUUGAAGUCCAUCAACGACCCCAACGAGGGUUACGAGACCAUCUCCGAUUUAAUGACCCUGCAGGACCAGAUUGACUCCUUCCAAAAGCUCAUCUUCUCUCACUUCCGCAACGGCUCCAACAAUGAGUGCCGCAUAUCCGCCCUUGUGCCGCUUGUGCAGGAGAGCUACGGCAUCUACAAGUUUAUCACCAGCAUGCUGCGCGCUAUGCACACCACCCUUGGCGAUGACGAGGCCCUCGCUCCUCUGCGUGGCCGUUAUGACGCUCAGCACUACCGCCUCGUCAAAUUUUACUAUGAGUGCUCCAAUCUCAGAUACCUCACCAGCUUGAUCACCGUACCCAAGCUUCCUCAGGACCCGCCCAAUCUUCUGUCAGAAGACGAGGAUCGUCCCGCCUUGCCCGCUAGACCUAAGAACGAGGAUACCCCGAAGCGCGCUGCCUCCGUCGACCCCGAGCCCAUCAAUGAAUUCUGGAAGAACGAGCAGAAGAGGCAGCAGGAGGAAUAUGAGGCCGAGCAGAGAAGGUUGGCCCAGCAGUGGGAAGAGGCCCAGCGCCGUCAGCAGGAAGAUCAAAUGCGUGCCCAGCAACAGUUUGAAGAGCAGCAAAGACUGGCAGCGGAGCAAGCGCGAAUGGCUCAAGAGCAGCUAGCGCGUGAUCAGUUCGCUCAGCAAACUCAGGGGCACAUGGCCGAGCUGGAGAGAGAGAACCUUGCUGCUCGCAACCAGUACCAGCAGGACCAGCUUUUGCUGCAGCAGUACGACGCCCGGGUAAAGGCCCUGGAGGGGGAGCUUAACUCCAUUCAGGGCAACUUUGCCCAGCAGUCUCAGUCAAAGGACGACCAGAUCCGCGCACUGCAGGAGCAGCUCAACACGUGGCGUAGCAAGUACGAGGCCCUUGCCAAGCUUUACUCCCAGCUGCGUCAUGAGCACUUGGAGCUCCUUCAGAAGUUCAAGGCGGUGCAGCUCAAGGCUGCCUCGGCCCAGGAGGCCAUUGAUCAGCGCGAGAAACUCCAGCGCGAGCUCAAGACCAAGAACCUCGAGCUGGCCGAUAUGAUCCGCGAACGUGACCGCGCUCUCCACGACAAAGACAGGACGACUGGCGGCCACAAGGACGAGGUCGAGAAACUGCAGCGUGAGUUGCGCCUGGCCCUGGACAGAGCCGACCAAUCAGACCGCAACAAGGGCUCUGAGCUCUCAGCAAUGCUUUCAAGACACAACCGCGAAAUCGCGGAUCUUGAGGAGGCACUGCGCAACAAGAACCGCCAACUUGAGGACGUGCAGUUGAGGUUCCGCGAGGGUGAUUCUGAGCUUGAGCGCCAACUGCGUGAGAAGGAAGAUGAGCUUGAGAUCUUCAAGGCAGGAAUGGAUCAAACGCUACUGGAGCUCAACGAGCUUAAGAUGAACCAGCAAGUGUCGAACACUGCCAGCGACGAAGUCUUCGACACGGUCAUUCUCGACAACCUCAGGAAGAUCAGCGAGAUAAUAGACUCCGUCUUGCAGAGUGGAGUGCAGCGCGUCGAUGAUGCCUUGUACGAACUCGACUCUUCGAUGCAAGCGGGUAACCAGAGUGCUUCUGGUCCUUAUGUCCUGUCUCAGAUAGAAAAGGCGGCAUCCUGCGCCAUGGAGUUCUCGACAGCCUUCAACAACUUCAUCGCGGACGGCCCGAACAGCACGCACGCCGAGAUCAUUCGCACCGUCAACAUUUUCUCUAGCUCAAUUGCCGAUGUACUGAGCAACACCAAGGGUCUCACGAGGUUUGCGUCGGACGAUAAGAAGGGCGACCAGCUCCUUGCUGCUGCACGCCACUCUGCUGAAUCAACGGUCGGCUUCUUCCGCUCGCUGCAAUCUUUCCGUCUGGAGGGUAUGGAGGAUCUGCAGAAGACGGACGUGGUCCUUAACUGCAACAGUGAGGUCCAGCUGAACCUGCAGAAGCUCUCGAAGCUCGCAGAUGCCUUCGCCCCGAAGAACAAGAUCUCCGCAAACGGGGGUGACCUGGGUGAUCUCGUCGACCGCGAGAUGGCCAACGCGGCAAAUGCCAUUCUCGCUGCCACGGAACGUCUUAGCAAGCUCAAGGACAGAUCGCGCGACUCGUACUCGACGUACGAGCUCAGGAUUCAUGACGCGAUCCUCGGCGCUGCCAUCGAGGUUACCAACGCCAUCGCCCGACUGAUCAAGGCGGCCACCGAGUCGCAGCAGGAAAUUGUGCGUGAGGGCAAGGGCACUUCCUCCCGGACGGCUUUCUACAAGAAGAACAACCGCUGGACCGAAGGCCUCAUCUCGGCUGCCAAGGCGGUGGCCAACUCGACAAACGUGCUCAUUGAGACAGCGGAUGGUGUCAUUGCCGGACGCAACAACCCUGAGCAAUUGAUUGUUGCAUCCAACAACGUGGCAGCAUCGACGGCGCAGCUUGUGGCAGCGUCACGCGUCAAGGCUAGCUUCAUGUCGAAGACGCAAGACCGCUUGGAGUCUGCCAGUAAGGCAGUCACCAUGGCAUGCCGUGCGCUUGUGCGGCAGGUUCAGGACAUCAUCAACGAGCGCAACCGCGAAGGAGAUGAAGCCGUGGACUACACCAAGCUUUCGGGCCACGAGUUCAAGGUCAGGGAGAUGGAGCAGCAGGUUGAGAUUCUGCAGCUCGAAAAUGCGCUCUCGGCGGCCAGAUUCCGUCUCGGUGAGAUGCGUAAGCUGUCUUACCAGGAGGAAUAG